Molecule: messenger RNA, 450 nt
Organism: Peromyscus eremicus (cactus mouse)
Lineage: Eukaryota; Metazoa; Chordata; Mammalia; Rodentia; Cricetidae
Product: trefoil factor 2-like
Exons: 3
Coding region: 1-450 (149 amino acids)
Biological process (GO): negative regulation of gastric acid secretion; maintenance of gastrointestinal epithelium; chemokine-mediated signaling pathway
Molecular function (GO): CXCR4 chemokine receptor binding
Source: RefSeq, a predicted model, not a curated record
AUGGGACCUCGAGGCGCCCCUCUCCUGGCAGUGGUCCUGGUCUUGGGGGUGUAUGCUCUGGUGGAGGGCCAGAAACCCUCUCCCUGCCAGUGCUCUAGGAUGAUACCACAGAACAGAAGGACCUGUGGCUACCUGGGCAUCACCAGUGACCAGUGCUUCGAUCUCGGAUGUUGCUUUGACUCCAGCGUUGGUGGGGUCCCCUGGUGUUUCCACCCACUUCCAAACCAAGAAUCACAACAGUGUGUCAUGGAAGAGUCAGCCCGAAAGAAUUGUGGGUACCCAGGCAUGAGCCCUGAGGAGUGUGCUGCUCGACAGUGCUGCAUUUCCAACCUGAGCUCUGAGGUACCCUGGUGUUUCUUCCCACAGUCUGUGGAAGGUAAAUGGUUUUUUUUGGGGGGGUGUCCACCCGGGGCCUGGCAUGAGCUGCUCCCAUCCCCUCCCACCUGCUGA